AUGCCACAAAGAAUAAAUGCAGUAUUAGAAGCAUCACUUUCAAACGUGACUGUACAUGAAGUUUCGGGACCUAUGAUCAAACCAUUUUUCGUCAAUAGUAAUUUUGAAUGUUCAUGGUCAACUGAUGUUUUGAAUGUCUUAGCACAUAGAAAACAUAAAUUUAAUCCUUUAUUACAAGGACGAAAAGCUGAUUUUUCUGUUUAUUUACCCAUCAGAGACAAAAAAUGUUAUUUGCUUGUAUUAGAAACAAAGUCCACCGAUUAUGUUGUAUCAAAAAAAAAUUAUUUUGGAAGAUUGUAA
Molecule: messenger RNA, 300 nt
Organism: Funneliformis caledonium
Lineage: Eukaryota; Fungi; Glomeromycota; Glomeromycetes; Glomerales; Glomeraceae
Source: the annotation of a GenBank genome assembly